AUGAUUGCAAGCACACCAACACUUGGAUGUAGCGCUGACUGUGUCUUUCGUACUGUACUAGGGUACACUACUGUUGCAGAGCGGUGUGAUAUAUGCUGGCGCAGGAGAUCAAAUCCCCCUCAACAACUCCAGCCAUCCGACUUGGAAGCCGUAUGGAACAAAAUGGCAAUGGACCUCGUGACUAUUGAAGGGAUAUCAUGCUUAUCAAUUAUCGAUUAUGGAUCACAUUUUCCUGAAGUACUCCCCUUAGAGGAUACCAUGGCUAAAGAUGUGAUAAACAAACUCAUGGAAGUAUUUUCACGAUUCAGCGUGCCCUCUGUUUUGGUAUCAGACAACGGUCUCCAGUUUAUCGCCAGUGAGAUGAACCACUUUCUGAAACAACUGGGUAUUCAGCAUGUGAAGGCAAGCCCAUGGUAUCCUCAGUCGAAAGGAAUGGUGGAGAGGCUGCAUAGAGUCUUACAGGAGAGACUUAAGGGACUUGGACCUCAAUUCCUUUUCAUCGCCACUUCCAACAAACGUUGA
Molecule: messenger RNA, 522 nt
Organism: Corticium candelabrum
Lineage: Eukaryota; Metazoa; Porifera; Homoscleromorpha; Homosclerophorida; Plakinidae
Exons: 1
Coding region: 1-522 (173 amino acids)
Biological process (GO): DNA integration
Molecular function (GO): nucleic acid binding
Source: RefSeq, a predicted model, not a curated record